UUACUAAUCGACAGUUUAAAUCGAUAUGUGAAUGUAAUUGAUCAUAUGAUUCUAUUAGGAUAAGGGAGUAGUGGAAGGUGUAUAGUAUUGGUACAAAAAUGUUGAAAAUAUUUUUGUGUGUUGCAGCUGUAGUUGUGGCAGCGUAUGGAGCUGGUGAACUCGUUAUCCUUGAUUCGCCAGACUCAACAAAGUUUAGUGGCCAUGAACAGAUAGAUGAAAGCAUGUUGAAGGAGAUAUUCGCAGUAUGCAUGGGAUUCACAAUCACAAAGGGUAGUGAUUGGCGAGGAUUAUCAGUGUCAAACCCAUUCUCAUUUGCGGAAGCAGUUGUAGUGGUGGUGGUUGAUGGGGUUUCCACCCUGGGAUGGCAGGAGGGUCACCGCUAUCCACUGAUCACAGAUGAGGAUGAGUCAGUGACCUGGCAAGCUCUGCAUGAUCGUGUGCUGAAGCGUUAUCCACGCCAGAAUGCCACAUUGCUGCGAAUGGAUUUUGCCGAACAGGGUAAGCCAUAUCGUAGUUUCUUUGGCGAUUAUAAGGACACCCCCACCAAUUGGACUGUCAAGUACUUGGACCCAACUGUGUCAGAAGACAAACAGUUCCUUGAUGAAAUGAUGGUACUCAGCAGUGUUGCAAACCUGGUAGAAUCGGGGCUUGUGUACAGGGAUGGUGUGCCUGAUGUCUACUGGAAGGUGGUGCGCUCAUUACACCCUGUGGUUGAUUUUCAUGGCCCUGAUUCUGAGGCUGCAAAAGAAGCAAAGCAGAUUCUCCAAGAUGUGAUAAACGUUGUCAAGAAAGCUUAUGUUCAUGCCUACAAGAAUCGGGUGGUUGUUGCCACAGUCUGCAGCGAUGUCAGUCACACAAGGAGGACUCGCAGCCUCAUGGCAGACGCAGAAGAUCCGCAAAUAGACCUGAAUCUUGCCCCAGAGUAUAGCCCGGACUAUCCAGUUAUCUUCAACAUCUUUCUUUGGUUUGGAGUUGCAUUUACGUUUUCCCUUCUUGCAAUAUCAUUGUUCAUUGCUGACAUGGAUCCAGGACGAGACUCCAUAAUUUAUCGCAUGACAAGUACCCGCAUGAAGAAGGAGAACUAGACAGUGUUUACAUUCCUCUGUAGAUGAUUGGUUGUGGUGUUUGGUAUAUUACAUGAUGUCAUGCACUUUUAUAAAUUCAGAUAAAUUCCGUUUUGUUUGUACUGCAAAGAUGUGGUAUGUGAUUGCAAGGGAACUGGACUAGUUUAAUAUUAUUGUUGAAUAUUUUUAAAAGUAAUGCUUUGUAAAGAAAACAUGGUUUAAGCAAGUAACAUUUUCUCAUAGUUUCCAUUCAGGCUCGAGCAAGUGGUUAGGGCACAGGAUAAAGUGUGGCUUUACCUGACAAGGGAUUGCUGUGGCAACUGUACUAUGUGAGAGUUAAGUAAGUCCUUGUGAUGUACGCAGCUUUAGAGGUCACGUGCUGCACUACUGGCAUGCCAAGAAAAGUUCUGCUUGUUUUAAUAUGAAGCAAACUUUAGUGGUAAUACUUUCUAACAUUGGAAGUCAAAAAAAAAAUGAAAAAGUAAAUAAACUGAUAACGAUAUUACGAGCAACAGAAAGCAACGAAGACAUGUGAGAAAUAUAUUUGUACUAAAGACCACCGUUCUUCAUUGAGGAAUUGGGGGGUUAUGCAUGCACACAUCACCACUUGCCUACCAGGCCGCCUACAUCACAAGUAUUUACUCAACUCUGACAUACAGCACAUAUGAAGUAAAGGUAGAGCAAACCUGUGUUAACCCUUCAAACUCUGCUAUUUUUAGUGUAAGUUAGGCUAAAAUGUUGCACGAAAAUUGCAUUGAAGGGGAAAAUGUUUUAACUGUGUUAGAAUUUGGGAGCAUUCAAGUCUGUCGUAGAUGCUUUGCUGUUUGGCACCACAAGCAUUCCAGUUUCUCUGAUUAGGGAGUAGCAAAUAUUUCAUUAAAGUUACAGAUAUAUCAAAAAUAAGUAGUAUUUUAUUUGUCGUAGUAGUAUUAUUAGACGUGGUGAUCAGCAAGGUGAGGCACUAGCAUAGAUAUUUCUGCUUUAAAGACUUACCCUCCAUACUUCUGAAAUUAAAAAUUUUGUUGGUGAUGGAAGUACGAGGCAGAGAAGUACACUAAAUGUGAUAACAGUUUCAGCUCCUCAUUGAGGAAGUUUAUUUUCUCAUCUUUUCCUCUGGGCUGUACCUGAAGUCUCUUGUUAUGUAAAUUUGUCUUUCUCUAAAUAAUUGAUUAAUUGGAUGAACAUGAGGGUUAUUAGAUGGUGAGCUUAUGUAUUGAUGUGAAAAUGUUCUCCUUGGCAUUUGACUGUGUCCAUUGUGGGUCAUUCCAUUGGCAUUUUAUGUCUCGUUCUAUGCUCAACUCUCAAAAAAUUUUCCAAGAGCAGCUGGGUACAGGUCACUCUGUAUUACUCCUUAGUCCGUCACCCUUAGGGCAUGGUGUAUUAAAGGAAUUGCAUUUCACUAGUUUAAUCACUGUAUUAUCACAAAAUAUUACUGAUGACAGUUAAAUGGUCUUCCAGUCAGUUUUACAGACUGACUUUGCAAUGCUUCUCUGAACCCAAGAUUAUUAUAAUGAUCUGAGUUGACAGUACUUUCGACACAGAAGUUUCUGGGAUGAGCUUCAAAUUAUACAACACAAUUAUUCAGAUGUAAGAUUUGAGGUUUUCA
Zootermopsis nevadensis is the source of this 2670-nucleotide messenger RNA. It is a transcript of the gene ATP6AP2, whose product is annotated as ATPase H(+)-transporting accessory protein 2. Gene Ontology annotation, molecular function: signaling receptor activity. Gene Ontology annotation, cellular component: external side of plasma membrane; membrane. Lineage: Eukaryota; Metazoa; Arthropoda; Insecta; Blattodea; Termopsidae. Gene Ontology annotation, biological process: positive regulation of Wnt signaling pathway. The record is from RefSeq and is a predicted model, not a curated record.